CCUAGCAGUGCCCCUGUCUCCAUCCUGGAGGUGCCCCGUGCUGGGAUGGGGUGGGGGGCAGCCCCGCCAUGACUGCCGGCACGCUAUGGUGCCUGGGAGUUCCCCAGCCCAGUAUGCCGCCAGCAGCGCUGGGGCAGUGUGGCGGGCUAGCCACCCCCUUGCUGGGCGGUAUCCUUGAGUGUGGCCGCUCCUCUCCCUUCCUGCCUGCCUGCCUGCUGCCUGCCUGGGAAAGGAAGGAGAGGCAGGGCUGGGCCCUGCAGUGUCGUCCACCCACCCCGACCGGCAUCCACUCCCCAGCUGCAUCCCGACUGGGCUCUAGCUCCAGCGGCACCCAGGGGCUAGGGCUGUGCAGGGCACUGCCCACGGGGCAGGGGGUGCCACAGGGCUGUGCCGGUGAUUAGCAUCAUCCAUGGAGGAGCGUGCCCGUCCUCCGGCCCCAUUCCUGGCAUGUGUCCAAGCUCGCCGAAAGCCGCCCCGACAUCCCCGCCAUGCACUGCCCCGCUGAUGCCUUCAGCCUCUCCUGGCCCUCAGGGUGUGAUGUCAGCGAGCUGUCCCUGCAGUGGAACCCGCUGUCCCGGCACUGCAGCACCGACCAGAGCAGCUCCAUUGGGAGCAUGGAGAGCCUGGACCAGCCCAGCCAGGCCUACUAUGAAGGGGACCCCUCACCCGUUGACCAGGGCAUGUACCACAGCAAGCGGGACUCGGCCUACAGCUCCUUCUCUGCCAGCUCCAUCGCCUCCGACUGCGCUCUCUCCCUCCGCCCUGAGGAGGCCGCCUCUGUCGACUCUGGCCUCCAAGGCACCUGCAAGCCCCCCGACGGGCGCUACCUGACCACGGGGGCUGAGUCACCCGCCAGCCGGCACCCCGAGGCCUGGCGGGCGCCUGUGCCCCCCCAGCCCCCUGUCAGGAGGGACAGCCUGCGGGCAGCCCCGGCCAGCGGAGGGGACAGGCACCGGGUGUCUGUGUCGGCUGACAUGCUGCAUGCCAAGGGCCGGUGGAUCUCCGAUACCUUCCUCUGCCAGCGGGACGGGGAGGUGGAGGCAGCGGGCGGGAGGAUGCCGGCGCCGUACCCCACGAAGGACCGUCUCUCUGCUGGCCAGUACUACAUGCUGAGCUCCCACCCGGACCGGUGCCCAGCCGAGCCACUCCUGGGGGAGAACGCGGAGCCAGGCGACCGGCUGUACCCGGAUGGCAGCACGCACCGAGUGCCAGAUGCUGCGGCGGCAGGUGACAAACCGCUGCUCUCCCCCCUCAAGGGCCACACGCUGCACCGGCACAGUGCUCCCGAGCAGCUGCUGGCCUCCCAGCUCCGCUCCCUCCAGGUGGGCACCGGCAGCGGGCGAGCCUCACCAGCCCCCGACGGGCACCGCUGGACCCUUUCCCCUCUGCACCCCGAGGGCAGCCGGCCAGGGGCCACAGGGCCCACCGAGGAUCCUCCGCUCUGCCCAGAGCCGUGCCGCCGUCCGCCCCCCUGCCGCUGCUGCCCCGAGCCACAGCGAGCCUGCGGGCAGGACGGGCGGGGGGCCAGCCCAGUGCGCGGCACCGAGGGGCUGGCGGAGGAGGAGAGCCGGGCAGCGGGGCGGCGGGCUGGGGGUCCUCCCCACCGCUCUGCUCAGAUGCGCCGUCGCAGCGACCGCUUCGCCACCAGCCUGCGCAACGAGAUCCAGCGGCGCAAGGCCCAGCUGCAGAAGAGCCGGGGUCCUGGCGCCCCGAUGCCUAGCGAGGAGCCGGUGGAGGAGGCAGAGGAGCCCCCCGAGGGCAGCGUGCCGGCAGAGGGACCUCGCGCCCCAGCCGAGCGUCUCAGCCCCGGCCCGAGCGAGGACGGCAGGAACCCGGGCCGCUUGGGGGACCGGGGCAUCCCCACCCCUGACCCGCUGCCAGUUCCCAAAGGGCCCCCGUCGCCUGAGCGGGUGGUGCCAACGGGCCGGGGCCGCUGGCGCUGGUCCCCGGAGCGCAAGCUGCAACGGCAGCGCUCGCCCAGCCCCGGCGAGCUGGAGGGCUACAGCCAGGGGCCGGCGGCCCCCAGCUCCCCACCACGGGGCGACGACGAGGCUGUCCUCCUGCCCUUCGCCGACCGUCGCCGGUUCUUCGAGGAGAGCAGCCGGCCGGCGCCACCCCGGCACUGCAAGCCCCCGGCAGGUGAUCCUGGUGCCUUCCAGCCCCCCGGCCCCGAGCGCCGGGACGCACGCCGCCUCUCCGUGGACCAGCCCUACAGCUCUCCCUCACCCGGCCGCCCCGGCUCCGCCAGCCCCUAUGCCGAGUGCUGCCGGGAGCAGCCCCCUUGCUACAAGCCGCUGGGGAGGCCGGGGGAGCUGGAGUACCUGCGGGGCUUCUCCUAUCCCUACGGGGGUCCUGUGCGCCCCGAGCCCUGCCGCUACUGUGGGGGUGACCUGUGCCCCCCGCCGCUACCCCGUGGCCAUGCCUGCCGCUGCCACCCCCAGCCCUGGGUGCGCUGUUCUGACUGCUGCUGCCCAGCCCCCCGCCCUGGGCGGGAGGAGAGCGAUGCCUGGCCCCCUCGGAGAGCUUUCGCCCCGGAAUUUCCUCCGGAUGAGUGGGAACCACCAGCAAUGACCAGGAAAGCCAGCCAGUCCGUCAGUGAGCUCUCCCACUACCAACUGGGCUUCUCGAGGCUUGGCCCCUUCCGCCCUUGCUUUGAGAGUGCCGAGCCAGAGUGGCCACCCUGCUACCGGGCCACGUCCACACAUGACCUCUUGUGGGAUGGCAACCGCCUGGCCCACUCUGCUGAAAGCCCCCCGGAUUCCCUGCACCGCCCACUGCGGGGCAGAGCCUUCUCUGAGAGCCAUCUCAACCUGGAGCCCACCAGCCCCCGGGGCCGUGACCGAAGGGACCUUCUACGUGCCAAGCUGGACCCACCAGGUGUCCCAAAAAAGAAGGGCCCCCCACCUCCCCGCCCGCCUCCCCCCAACUGGGAGAAAUACAGGCAGCGCAGGACAUCCCAGCACUUGCCGGAUGGUUCUGGGCAUGGCUCUGCCUUCACCGCCACCCCAGUGCCGACCUGCAGCAUCACUGAGGCCACGCGUGAGCGGUCGCAGAGUUUCACCGGGGAGCAGGGGGGCCGGUCCCGGGGGCAUGCUGCUCGCCCCCCUGCCCCACCAGGUGCCUGGCCCCGACCCGAGCCCUCUGGAUCGCUCCACAGGACACCCGAGCCCGAUGCUGGCAGCACCGAGAUUUGCAGCAGGGCAGUGGGGGCCGGGGAGGACCGGCCGAAGAUGAAGCACCCCUGGGAGAUGGAGGAGCAGCCCCAAAGGCUCGGCUGGAAUCAGGAGCGGGCCUGGGCUGGCCCCCGUGGGGCGGGUGAGUGCUCCCUGCCCCUGCAUGGUGGCCCCAGCCCCGCCACCCCAGAGGCACCCAAGCGCAGCCCCGGAGCAGUGGAGGAGGCGAGCUGCCAUGGGGGUCGGCCCCAGCCUCACCGUGUGGACUCAGAGGAGCUGCUGUGGGACAUGGCAGGCAGGGACCACGCCCUGGCUGGCAUCCUGGCACCCUCGGCCCCCCUUGGCACCGAGGUGAUGGGCAAUCUGCUGGUGGCAGGGGAGCGGCAGGCCUGGCGGGAGCAUUUCCAGCAGGACUGGCGCCUGGAGGCCCUGGCACAGGACAGGCAGGGCUUCGAGCCCAUCUCGCCGCCCCCUGGGAGCACUGCCAGCUCCAUCUCCUACCCAGCGUAUUACGGCGUGGCAGCAGGCAGAGCCGAGCCACUCAGCAAGGUGAAGGAGCUGCCGGAGGUGGUGGAGGGAAGCUCGGAGGAUGAGGAGGAGGAGGUGGACCAUGAGCUGGUGGAGAAGAAGCUGCAGCUGAUUGAGAGCCUGAGCCGCAAGCUGGCGGUGCUGCGGGAGGCACAGCGGGGGCUGCAGGAAGACAUCAGCGCCAAUGGGGCCCUGGGCGAGGAUGUGGCUGCCCGCCUGCAAGCCCUCUGCACCCCGGGGGAGUUUGACAAGUACCGCCUCUUCGUGGGUGACCUGGACAAGGUGGUUAACCUCCUGCUCUCCCUCUCGGGGCGUCUGGCCCGGGUGGAGACUGCCCUGGACAGCCUGGGGCCACACGCCCCCGCCGAGGACAAGGUGGCCCUGCAGGAGAAGCAGCGGCUGCUGGCGGAGCAGCUGGAGGACGCCAAGGAGCUGAAGGAGCACGUGGGGCGGCGGGAGGAGGCGGUGGGUGCCAUGGUGGCGCGGUACCUGCCCACCGAGCACCUUCAGGACUACCAGCACUUCGUCAAGAUGAAGUCAGCCCUCAUUGCCGAGCAGCGGGAGCUGGAGGAAAAGAUCAAGCUGGGCCAGGAGCAGCUCCGCUGCCUGCGUGAGAGCCUUGGCCAGGCCCCCAAGGGCUGUUAGCCCACUGCCCAAUCUCCUCCCGGACCCUGGCCGCGGCCCCAGCUUGCUGCCAAAGCAGAUCUGGCCCCUCAGGGGCUUUCCCUGUGUCUGUCCAUCCCUGUGUCCAGCCCACGCGUUUUAUUUAUUUUUCCGGUUUACCAAGAAGGGGAGGGGGUGCCAGUCCAGGCACUGGCAAGGGCGGUUGUGCUGUAGAGCUGCCCUGAGUUCUUUGGCCACCCAGCACCCUGUGGCCCAGCAGGACCAGAUGGACGGAACCUACCCCCACCCGACCCCUCGCCCCAGUCUUUCUGUGCUCGCGGGGGUCCCUCCACCUUGUCUUGGACACCAGUGCCUGUCCUGCAGCUGGUGCUGCACCACGUGCCUUAAACACCCCCCCCCCCCCAGCCGCCCCGUGGCAUCCCUACGUGGUGCCUGGAAGGGUUAAACCCCCUGGCCUCCAUCAUAUCUGUUUGUCCAGCUCCAUCCAUCGGUCCGAUGGGAGCUGGAGGAAUUUCGGCCCCCAGCAUCCUCUUCCUCUCCAUUGUGUCUGAAACAAUGGACCUGGCCAGCAGAUCUUUAACCCCUUCCCCACCACCCUGAGGCGCCGCAGGGGGCUGAGGUGGGUGCUGUGCACCCCUCAGGACACUGCAGUGGAUACCCUUGGGAUGGUGCCCUGCCAGGGGAUGGGGUGCUGGGAACAGUAGACCAGUGACUGGGGGUACCCCCUGCCACCAGUGCUGUGGGCUUGGGGACCACCCCGCCUUGUCCAGCCUCUGCCCCGGCACCAGGAGGGAUUAACAGAGGAAAAGCCAUGCUAAGAACAAAAUGGGGCACCUGUCCCCCGCUCUGUGCCACAGCAGCCCCAAGUAGCACUUAGAUCUCACCCUGGCUCCCACCACCGCUGUCCAUCUGUCCCCACGGGACGGGCAGACACCUAUAUGCUGAUUUUGCACAGGGGUUGCAUGCAACUGGCAGCAGCUUGGGGCAGGGCGGGGGGGUGGGGAGGGGAGGGAAACCUUUCUGGGGAGGCAGGGGCUUUUGGGGAGGCAGAGUGGGCCCUAGCCCCUUCGGGAGCGGCAACAUCUGGCCAGCUCAGCCCCAGGGCGCAGGCAGCGCCCAUGCCUGGCCGCUGAGCAUCGCGGCAGCCCCUCUGCAUGGCUGCUUGCCCCGUGGGCCCCCCGCACCCCAGCCCGUUGAACACUACACUCCCCCUCUACCAGGCCCUACCCUGGGACGGUGCUUGGCAGGAGCGGGGUCUGCUGCAUGCCCCCAUCUCAGCCGACCCCCGUGCCUGCCCGGGGACACUGCUAGGACCAAAGACUGCAUCCACUGGGAGCUGGGGCACCUGCUGCUCUCGGGGAACCAGCAGCCCUCAGCAGGUCACCGCGCUGGGGGAAUAUCCUGGUGCCAGUGCCCGUGGCUUGCCGCGUGCCAUUGUGCCUCUCUCACACUAAAGGAGCAGCAGCAGGUG
Molecule: messenger RNA, 5796 nt
Organism: Grus americana (Whooping crane)
Lineage: Eukaryota; Metazoa; Chordata; Aves; Gruiformes; Gruidae
Gene: SHROOM4
Product: shroom family member 4
Exons: 9
Coding region: 489-4346 (1285 amino acids)
Biological process (GO): actin filament organization
Cellular component (GO): apical plasma membrane; adherens junction; cortical actin cytoskeleton
Molecular function (GO): actin filament binding
Source: RefSeq, a predicted model, not a curated record